AUGGGAAGGGUGGGCAAGGGGUUCGAGCCUUUCGUACAAAAAGGAAACGAAGGUUUUGUCCAUCAUUUACUGCUACACGAGUGCGAAGGUGACUUUACCGACAAAGACUUCGAUCAGGGAGUUGAUUGUAAAGAUGUUGCUAACAUGUCGUAUGCUAAGUGUAAAGAUGCCAGUAUCGUGGCUGCCUGGGCUGUUGGAGGAGAGGUAAGAAGUCGAACUAUGAGGGAAUUCAGUGCUCUAAAUCGCGAACCUUUCCUCACCAACGCUUGUCGUAGCGGUGUGUCCUUCGGCAAGAAAUUCAGUUUUUCUCUCAUCCACUUUUGCCGCGCAUUUCCUGUGUGUACUUCUAUCGAGUUAUUGAAACUCUCCCGAUUGCGAAAGUUUGAAGGUUUAGGAAAUUGCGGGAACACUUGCCUGCAGCUCGUGAUCCUACGGCAUUUCUUAUUAUUCCAAACCUCCCCUUCCAAGAGGGGAAUAACUCAGUCUAAAACUGAACGAUGCAUUACCACUAUUUAUUUAGGUAGAGUUGACAGCUCUGGUGUCCGUAUCUACUACACCGACAAGCUUCGGCAGUUUGACAGUGGAGUUGUAUCAGUGGGAGUAGCGGUUAAUCAUUGGCACAUUAUACCGCCAGAACAGAAACAGUGGAUGUCUGUUGGUUACUGCACGGCAAAAUGUACAAAUGUAAGUAUGGGCGUGUCUUCUCCAACAAAGCGUCCAUCAAACUCUCUCGGCGCAUCAUGUCUCAUGUGGAGCCGAGUCAAAUAUGAGUACAGAUUUUGCACAACAUCUCUGAACAAAAAACUAGCUAGGAAGCAACUCGCUAAAAUCGCUUCAGAUCAGCAGACAAAGCAAACAGACAAUAAGCAAUACACAGAGGAAACUAAACAUGUUCGUAAUGGCAAAGAACUUCCAGAGAUUGCUCGGGAUAACCACUACGACUUCAACUUCCAGGUACUGUCUAUCGAAUAUGGAAUAUUGUUAAUUACAUACGGCAGGGAAAAAUUUGAAAGCCUAUAUCAUGACUUUUUAGGGUCAUGUCUUGUGGGAGGUAUUUCCACGAGGGACGAGAUGUGCUUGGAUUUCAUGUGCUACUAUCCUCGCGCGCCCCGUGUCAAGCGGUGCCAGAGUAUAGCAUUUGAACCAACUUACAAAACUAUCAGCAAGUACUUGCAAGUAUCACCAAAAGAGCAUGAAAGAUAGGGGAGUAGGGUCCGUCAAAUAGACUUCAUUCCUAAGGCAAUCCUUCUCAAGUUAAGUUUAGAUCAAAACAAUCCCUGGAUGAUAAAAAAUAAAAAACCAAGCCCGUGAUACGAACUUUUCUCACGUGGAUACACAGGGAGCAGAGGAGUUCUCUUUGACCGUAUUUCCAGUUAAAUUCACCGUACAAUAGCUGGUUUUCACAUCACGUCACUAAAAUU
Molecule: messenger RNA, 1421 nt
Organism: Orbicella faveolata
Lineage: Eukaryota; Metazoa; Cnidaria; Anthozoa; Scleractinia; Merulinidae
Product: DBH-like monooxygenase protein 1
Source: RefSeq, a predicted model, not a curated record